Molecule: messenger RNA, 4963 nt
Organism: Paramecium sonneborni
Lineage: Eukaryota; Ciliophora; Oligohymenophorea; Peniculida; Parameciidae
Source: the annotation of a GenBank genome assembly
AUGAACAAAAUUAUUGUUUAGAUGAAAAGCUAUUAUAUUCAAGAAUUUUUGAAUGUCAAAGAAACAUGGAGGAAAUCAUUUAAAAUAUCUGUUGUGAUUCUAUUGAUUGAGAAUAUCCAAAUGUUAUCAAUUUAUACUUAGAAUAUAAAUGACUUUGAAUAUGAUUAAUUUUUAAAUCAUAUCAGAAAUUUUAUAGAUUAUUUUAGGUCAAGUUUUGUUUUAUAUAUUUUAGAUUUUAUACAUUGUUUGGAAAUUCGAUCAACUUAAGAAUAAUAUUUGUAAUAGUAGGACUUUUAUUGUAAUACCUAGUCAUUUUAUUGCUGCUAAGCUAGAUUCUUAAAUAGAAACUUAUGAUGACUAAAAAUUAAGACCUCUAAUUUUUGUCAAUAGAACAAGUAAACUUAAAAAUUAAAUUAGAAUCUCGAAACAAAAGGAGAAAAAAAUCAUCUCACAAAUUUGAUUUUGUCAUUGUUUUUUUAGAUUUAUCACGGAAUUUUGUAAAUCCCAUUAAUCUUUUGUGGUUUCAGUUUAAUUACUGAUUUAUUCAAUUUUUGUAUUAAUAACAAAUAUCCAGAAAGUAUAAACUACUUUGAAUGGGUUGGUUUUAUAUUUGGAAUUAUGACUAUUGGUUAACAAAUCAUUAUAGGAUCAUUAAUAAAUUUGCAUUAGUUUGAUCAUCGAAUGAAAAAUUUUGAUUUUCUGGGGAAAUUUUAACAGUAAAAAAUUCAUUUUAUUUAUGCAUUUUAAUUAUUGUAUAUAUUUAUAAUCAAUAGAAAAUUAGAGUGAUAUUUUUGUCAGGUUUGUAAGCAUCAGUCUUGAUAGUGUAAUUGUUAGGAAUAAUUAAAUCAGUAAUACAAAUCAUAUGCGACUUUAAUUAAGAAGUUUUUAUAGAUUAUCGGAUUUCUAGAUUGAAUCUAAGAAUUGUAGUGUUUACUGUAAUUUAUUAAAUUUUAUUAAUGAUAUGCUAAUUUGGUUAGCCAACUUUAAAAAUUAGCAUAGUUUUACUAAUUUUAUUAUUUUAUCCGCCAUUGAUAUUUCUGACCAAUGAAAUUCUAAUCAGACAGGAUCUAAAAAAUACUAACUAUUAGACCAGAGAUUUAGAAAAAUAUAUCAGAAGAUUAUACAUAAUUUUUAAAUAAUAAGUUGAUUUGAAAAAAUAAUAAAGAUUACUUGAUCCUCAAUAAUCACUUGAAAUUUAUACAUUUAUAUCAAGCCAUUUGAGAGAAUGUAAAAUAUAAAGAGAAAGAAAAUUGCUCAGGAAUAUCAAACUAAAAUAUAAGUGUUUUUGUUAAGAUUUCUUUAAAGAUAUAGAUGAUUCCUUUUAGAGCCUAGAAUCAAUGAAAUAAUUCGCAAAAGGAUUAAUUGGAUAAACAUUUGAAGAUGAAAUCAUUGAAAAAGCAAAUUCAAACCUAAUUUUAAUUUAUAUAUACUUUUUGGUUUAAAUUAAAAAAGUACCAACUUAAGCAAUAUAUGAAGUUAUUCGAUUCUCUAUGAUUGAAAAAGUAUAUUAUAUAUGAUUAAACUUCUUAAGGAUCAACCUCUAAAGUAACAAGCUAUUAUUUACAAAUUAAAAAAGGAUGCCCUUUAAAAAUUUAGUGAAUUAGUAAAAAAAAAUGAUCUAGUAAACUAAAAGUUUGUUUUUAAAAAAGUUUAUCAAUAUGAAGAAUCAUUGAAUGUCUUGAAAACCAAUUUAUGUUUAGUAGUAAAAUUAGAAAAGGUAUAUAAAUAUAAUUAUAAAAGGAUUUUUAUGGGUGCAUACUAACUUAGAUAAUUGAUAUUAAUACUCUUUUAGACUUUGGUUUUAAAUUAAUAAAAAAUAUUAGAAUACUUGAAAAUCAAUUUUAAUUAUUAUUUAAAACAAACCCCUAAAACAAUGAAUGCGAUACAAUUUUCAACAUUUUUUAAAAAUAUGUUAAUUAUAAUAAAGUUAGGCCAAAAUUAUACAGAAGAGAUGGAUAAAUAAUGAUGUAAUUUUUAUAGUCGGCAGAAAAGAUAAUUUAUGAUCCUGGAAGUUGUGUAAUACAAAUAACUUUAUUACAGCCAAGAGGAAAUGUCAUAAGAUAUACGAGAUCAUUUUAAAAAGCAAUAGGAUAUAAAGAUGAAGAGAUUUAAGAUCAGAACAUUAAUAGAUUUAUGCCUCAAAUAAUAGCAAAUGAUCAUGAUUUAUAUCUUGAUAACUUUGUAGAGAGAGGAAGAAUAAAUGUAGUUAGAAAUGCAGUAAGAGUAAUUUUAGGAAAAACUAAAUCACAAUUUGUAGUUCCAAUAAAUACUAGAUUAAGAAUAGAGGCAAGUCUAACUGAGUUUGGAGCUACAGCUUUAAUUACACCAGUAAAUCUAAAAUAUGGCUAUAUGAUGUUGAAUGAAUCAGGUUAGAUUGAAGAAUUGACAUAGAAUUUAUAUGAGAAUGUUUUUGAAAAAUAUUUGGGAUUAGAACUUGAUUAUGUAAGAGGAUUAGAUUGUUUAUUUUUUAUUCCAGAAUUAGGUAAAAUUUGGCCUAGUUUAUUUGAUGAUGAUUUUGAAAAAUUAGACAAAAGAUUUGAAUGCUAAUUAAUUCUUCCAUUAAUCACUAAAUAAAUAUCUAGGAGUCAAAUCCGUUCUAGAUCUAAUCAAUUUUCUAAGACAAAUCUUCAAACAAGUAUUGCUAAAUAAUUUGAAAAUUAACCUCAUGAAAAUGUUGUUUACUAAGUUACACUUCAUUUAAUGAGUCUAAUUACUAUAAAUCUUAAGUAAUAUUUUAUAUAUAUAUAAAUUUAGAUUAGUCAUAGUAGAAAUACCUGAAUAUAAAUAAUUGAUGAAUCAAAAAAUAACUAGUAAGUAAUUACUUUAAUUAAGAAGUAGAUCAUCAUAAUUAAUAAAUAGUUCUUCAUAAAAUGACAUUCCAACUUAAAAAGCAGAUCUUAUCUUAUCCUCUUUAAAUUCUCCUCUUGGGGGCAUUACUAAUGAAUGUGAUUUGGAAUAUCAAAAUUUAAUAGAAGAAAUUAAAAUGAUUGAAGAAUUAAAAAACUAAUUGGCCACCAUUAACAUUAAUAGUACUACUCAAAACAAUUAAAAUGAUCCUUUUUUACUUUAGAAUAGCGAUAAUUAAUUUGAGAGGAGAGUUAUUGAAUUUCAAAAAAAUCCUUCAGAAUAAAGUAAUGAAUUUAGUGAAGCAGAUUCUGAUUUUAAAGAAAAUGCUUAAGAUUAAAAAAUACAAUACAAUGGAUCUGUUGGAAGUCGAUCCUCAUAAAAUAAUACUAAUGCUUUAAAAAGACAAAUUAAAGAGUGUUUAUAUGAUUAGAAGGGAUUAAGCAUGCGGACAAAACUCUUUUUAGUUUUAGUUUAUAUCGUAAUAAUGUCAGGAUUUUUUCUUAAUUAUUUUAUGUUUUAUUUUAAUUUUCAAAAAAUCCAUGAAAACUAACAAUAUGAAAAUUUACCAUUUCAAUUCUCCUAUUACUAUAAUGAAUUCAUUAUUGGUUAAUCAUAUUUAAAUUAUGAUUAUUUUAAUUUUGUUUAAUUAAGUUAGAUAGCAUUUCAAUAUUAUAUGAUAAAUAUUAAAAAUAUCGACAAAACAAUUGCUUUGCUACCUCAUAUUAAUAUUAUUAGUAACUUAACUAUGGAAACAAGAAUUUUGAAUAUAAUGUUAUAACUUACAAAAGUUUUAAAUAUGAAUAAUUCAAUCAAUCAAAAUGAAUUCUACAACAAUACUGAUUCAUUCAAUAUCUAAAUAGGUUAAAUUGAGAACACCAAUUCAACAAAAAACUUAUUCAGUUUAUCAAUAUUGUAAAAUAUUUCAUUUAUAAAAUUAGUGUAAUUGUUGAAGAAAUAAUCUUAUUUAUUUUACUUGGAGAAUAUAUUUAUUUUUAUGUUCAAAUUAUAAAAAUGAAAUAGAAAAUCUACAAAUUAUUUUGCACUUUUUCUAAAGAAGUAAUCUAAGAAUAAUUUGUUUAAUUCAGUUCUCUUUACACUUAAUUAAAUAACACAAGAUUUAGAAAUCACGAAACUGAUGAAGAAUAAUUUUAAUCAACAAUGAUGCGUUAAUACUAAAAAACAGCAAGUUCUACUAUGUUAGUUAAACAUAAUAAAGUUGGAAAGUAAAUUUCAUUUAAAUGUAUAAAAUUUAAAUUAUUUUAGAAACUACCUCAGCUUAAAUAUUUUUCUUUUUAUUCAUAUUUCUAUAUGCCUUAGUGUGUUCUUGUUAUUUCGUCGGAAGUUUGAUAUUAUAAUAAGUUACCUCGCAAAAUGUAACUGCAAGAUAUCAAGAAAAAACAUAAUUUUCAAUAACUUUCAAUUCUUUAGUAUCUACUUUUGCUUAAUAAACCAUUCUCUUACAUACAACAAUAACUUCUGAGUAGGCUAAAUACUAUGAUGUUGCUGUGUAAUAAUUAGGUUUAUUAACGACAAAUCUCUCUUUAUACUAAGAAGAUCAAAACUUUUAAGUUUAUGGAAUUUUAGUUGAAAAUUUGUGCAGUUUGUUUUUAAGCGAAUUGUAAAAAUACAUUGAAAAUUUAGAUCCUAUAGCUAUUAAAAUUAUAAAGAUCUUUUUACUCUUGAUCAAUGUUAAUCUAUAUAAAUACUUGAUCAGGGAUUAAGUUCCGUUGUUUAAGAUUUAUUUUCAAAUUAAUUUGAUUUUUUAUAAGCAAUCUCUACAAGUAGCUUUAGUGCUUUUUAAAAAUAAUAAUAUUAAGAUCCCGCCAUUCAAGUAUAAAGAUUAUAUGCAUAAUAUGGAUUUUAAGUAAUUAUUGAACUAUUGACAAAUUAAAUUAUAUCUAUGAUAGAUUAAACUUUUUUAGUAAACACAAUCAUGUUUAUUUUUGCUUGUACCAUUAUGAGUGUCUCAUUGAUUGCCACAAAAAUUACAAUUGAAAAAGUUAAAUAACAAUAUUAAUAAAGCAAAUAAUUAUUAACUCUAUUUCCAUUUGACAAGUUAAUGGAAAACGCUUAUGUAAUUAGUUUCAUAACACAUGAUUUGCAUUUUUCAGUUUGA